Messenger RNA from Drosophila miranda, 1214 nucleotides. It is a transcript of the gene PIG-C, whose product is annotated as phosphatidylinositol N-acetylglucosaminyltransferase subunit C. Bases 79 to 939 code for a protein of 286 amino acids. Lineage: Eukaryota; Metazoa; Arthropoda; Insecta; Diptera; Drosophilidae. Gene Ontology annotation, biological process: GPI anchor biosynthetic process. Gene Ontology annotation, cellular component: glycosylphosphatidylinositol-N-acetylglucosaminyltransferase (GPI-GnT) complex; membrane. The record is from RefSeq and is a predicted model, not a curated record. The transcript has a single exon.
CUUGGUAUUUUGUGUUUUGUUCUCAGAGUAUGGUCACACUAGAUUUCCAAUAAAUAUAAACAAUUUCCAUGUUUAAAAAUGCCGAAGAAAACGCAGGAGAAACGAAAGCCGUGGGUGAAGAACCUCUAUUCGAACCGCGAAUACCCAGACAACUAUACCGAUGCCAGCUUCCUCAAGGAUCUGCGCACCAAUCUCCACGUGCGAAUCUACACCUACCGUGAGGCCACGGCCGGCAUCACGGUGCUCAACAAUCAGAUCUCCUGCAUAGCCGGCUUCCUGAUACUCUACCAGAUGAUGCUCAGCGACAGCGUCUCGCCCACCACCAUACUCCUGCCCAGCUGUGGAAUCACCGGAUUGGGUUAUCUGUGCUAUCGCGGCAGAAAGCUUAGCAUGCCGCUGUUGGGAGAGGAUUCAAAGACCCUGGUGACGGUCGUCCUCUUUGGCUACCUGUUCUCCCCGAUGCUACACACUCUGACGCAGGCCAUCAGCACGGACACCAUCUAUACCACGACCUUCUUCGUCCUGUUGGCUAACCUGAUGUUCACCAACUACGGACUGGACGUGGCCGUAGUCUCCAAAGCCAUAUCGCUGAACGCCGCCAUAUUCGGGGCCAUCUGCCUGGCCUCGCGACUCUCGACGUCGUACCACGCAUUUGUGCUCCUCGUCGAGGCAGCCAUCUUCUUUGUCCUGUAUCCAAUCAUCACGGAGUCCAACUGGCAUGCCCUCUUCAUGAUCCCCAUCUUUGCCGUCUGCUGUGUGGCUCUCUACUGGAUAUCGCGGCCCGUGCUCUGCCUCUACGCCUGCACCACGCUGUUCAUCAACUUUGUCUGUCCGUUCAUAUUCGUGAGGCAGCAGAAAUACAAGUUCAACAUCCACGGACCCUGGGAUGAGGCCAUUGUGGAGGAGAACACCGACGAGAAUCUCGAUGAGAACUUAUAGCGCCAGCUUCGCUUCUCACAGCAGCUACAACCAAACGAACGUGGUGGCGGCGAUGUCGGGGAGCACUAGUCAUUGGCAUUCUCUAAUUUAAUUGUACAUACUUUUUUUUGUUGCUUUUUUUAAUCAGUUUCAUUCUAAUCUUAAUCAUUAUCUAGUCCUAUCCUUGUUAUUUUGUUGUAAAUUGUUCAUUUGUAAAUACUCGCAUGCCUUUUGAAGAAAUAUAUCAUUAUGUUGAAGUGCUUGCCGCAGGGUGGCCACGAUUGUUUCCAAUGUAA